Messenger RNA from Rhododendron vialii, 3092 nucleotides. Its product is annotated as probable transcriptional regulator SLK2. The record is from RefSeq and is a predicted model, not a curated record. Gene Ontology annotation, cellular component: transcription regulator complex; nucleus. Gene Ontology annotation, biological process: positive regulation of transcription by RNA polymerase II; negative regulation of transcription by RNA polymerase II. NCBI's taxonomy places the organism in Eukaryota, Viridiplantae, Streptophyta, Magnoliopsida, Ericales, Ericaceae. The transcript has 10 exons. The coding region runs from base 353 to 2773 and encodes 806 amino acids.
UUUUUUCGUGCUCGCCUAUCUGCAAUUCCCGCUACUUGUAUGUAGCUGAUCCCAAUUCUCUCUCUCUCUCUCUCUCUCUCUCUCUCUUCGAUUCACUUCCGAAGGACGCGACGCGAAACGUUUCUCUGCCCUCUCCAGCUCUCAUUCUGAGUUUCCCUGCUCGAACCAUUGAAACGAUUUGGUCCUUUUUCUGUGGAGAUGAUCGGUUAGGAUUACCUUUUUGGCAAGUAUUGUCUCUUUAUUUACUUGGAAGAGGCUUGAGUUGUUUGAUCCUGUUAGUUUUAUAGUAGAGCUUUGGACGCUGGAUCUGGAUAGCUACUUGGAUUCUGGUCACCCAGGGGCUUUUCCAUCCAUGGGGCCUACCCGGACCGCUAGAGGGCUAGCGAAUUCUUCCUCUAGCUCCGGCAUCUCUUUCCAAGGAGAUGGGCAAUCACAAGCUGUGGGAUACUCCCGCCCGAGUUCAUCUUUUGGGAAUUCAUCGAAUUCGAUUCAAGGAGUUGGACGUUCACAUAACAGUCCUGUUUCCGGAGACGCGAGUAAUACGUUCUUGAACAGUGUGGCGAGCCCUGGACCGAGUGCUGGCGUGAGCUCGUUGGUUACAGAUGCCAACUCGGGUCUUUCAGGUGGGCCAAAUCUCCGGAGAAGUUCUAGCUUUAACACAGAGUCAUACAUGCGCAUACCUGCAUCUCCCAUGUCAUUUUCGUCCAACAAUGUUAGCAUUUCCGGCUCUUCGGUUAUGGAUGGGUCCUGUGUAGUGCAGCAGAACUCCAAUCAAGACACCAACUCCCAACAGGUAUCGAGGAGUCAGCAGCAGCAGCACCAGGGGGCUUCUGGUGCUACAUCCUUGCCUACGUCGCGAAUGGGCCAAGUUUCAUUUCCCACUGGCUCACGGGUCCGUGGCGCUUUCACUCAGGAUCCCGACAUGUCCCACCUGCAGAAGAAACCCCGGUUGGAUAUAAAGCAGGAAGAUAUAAUGCAUCAGCAGGUUAUACAACAGGCACUGCAUAGACAGGACUCCUUGCAAUUGCAAACCCACAAUCCUGAGUUGCAAGCACUAAUUCAGCAACAUAGACUGCGGCAACAGCAGCAACAGUUUCUGCAGUCUAUCCCACCAGUGCAGAGAGCCCACUUACUGCAACAGCAGCAGUUUAGACAACAGCUUCAACAACAGGGCAUGCAGCCUGUAUCUUCAGGAGAACGGCCUUAUGAUAAUGGUGUGUGUUCUCGUAGACUAAUGCAAUACCUGUAUCAUCAGCGGCAGCGGCCCCCUGACAAUUCUAUUGCCUAUUGGAGGAAGUUUGUUUCGGAGUAUUAUUCCCCACGUGCAAAGAAAAGAUGGUGCUUGUCAUUAUAUGAUAAUGUUGGACAUCCCUCAUUUGGUGUUUUCCCGCAGGCAACCAAGGGUGCUUGGCAGUGUGACAUUUGUGGUUCAAAAUCUGGAAGGGGUUUUGAGGCGACUUUUGAAGUACUUCCUAGGCUAAAUGAAAUCAAAUUCGGGAGUGGUGUCAUUGAUGAACUUUUGUUUCUGGACUUGCCGCAAGAAGUUAGAUCUACUUCUGGAUUAAUGAUGUUAGAGUAUGGGAGGGCAGUUCAAGAGACAGUAUAUGAGCAACUUCGUGUUGUUCGUGAGGGUCAUCUUCGUGUUAUUUUCACUCGUGAUUUAAAGAUAUUAUCUUGGGAAUUUUGUGUUCGCCGUCAUGAAGAACUUCUUCCUCGUAGGUUGGUUGCACCCCAGGUAAAUCAGCUGCUACAGGUUGCACAGAAAUGUCUUAGUACAAUUGCUGAGAAAGGAUCUGAUGGAAUUUCUCAUCUGGACUUACAGACAAACAGCAAUAAGGUUGUGACUGCUGGGCGUCAGCUGGCAAGGUCAUUGGAGUCGCAUUCACUAAAUGAUUUAGGAUUUUCCAAAAGAUAUGUGCGGUGCUUACAAAUAUCUGAGGUUGUACAUAGUAUGAAGGACUUGAUGGAUUUCUGCCGAGACCAUAAAGUUGGGCCAAUGGAGGGCUUGAAAAAUUAUCCUCGACAUUCUAAUGCUGCCAAGCUUCAGAUGCAGAAUAUGCAUGAUAUGGAGCAGCUAGCAACCAUUCAGGGUCUGCCAACUGAUCGGUCCGCUAUUAAUAAACUGACGACUCAGCAUCCUGGACUGAACAGUCAUAUGAGCAAUAACAAUCAGACGGUUCACCGAGGAGUUCUAAGUGGCACCGCACAAGCUGCUUUCGCAAUAAGUAACUUCCAGAAUCUGCUGACAAGGCAGAACUCGAUGAACUCGAAUUCUAGUUCUCUUCAGCAUGAAGCAUCGUCGUCAUUUUCCUUCAAUAAUUCCUCGCAGAAUCCAUCUUCACCAUUUCAAGGGCCAAGUCUUCAUCAACGAUCUUUCAAUGGUUAUGACAUGCACCAACAGAGCCAUCUACAGCCGCAUCAGGGCGGCCAAACAAUACAACAGCAAAUGAUGCAGCAACUAUUGCAAAAUAUGAACAACAACAACAACAAUGGGGGAGGGAUGCAAAAUGUGACGAGUGGCGGAAUAUCGUGUGGAAGCAAUCCCUCAUCAGGCGUUACAAGUGCGGCAGGAAGUGGUGGGGGUCCUACACCCAGCGGAUGCAACAGUUUGAAAGCCGCAUCCAAUAGUGAUUCCUCCGCUGCUGGUGGCAACAAUGGAUUUAACCAGAAAGCACCGGAUUUGCCGCAAAAUAUUCCUUUGUCAGAUGAGGAAAUAGAUGGGUUUUUUAAUAGUGAUUUCGACGAUACUAUGGGCUUUAACUGGAAUGAAUGAUACAUGCAUUUGAGGCUCUACUUUCAACUUUCCAUUGGGCGAAGUACCUCUUCUUUGUACAGGUUACUUGAAUCAUCAAAUUUUAAGCCCUUAUACAUUUUCUUCCUGUUUCUUUUUUCUGCCGUGUAUUGUGGCGCGAGUUGUUGAUGUCAAGCAAUUGUAGUGAGUAGGUAUCAAAGUUUAUCCCUUGAUCUCUUUCUGGAAUCCGCCCCCCCUUUGACUGUGGGAUUUCGGUUGCCAAGUGUAACAUAGUGGAUAUGAUGAUGCUUGAAGCUGUAUUAUGGUAUUUCGCCAAUUUAAUUCCUUGGAUUUCAUGUCA